Messenger RNA from Gossypium raimondii (Peruvian cotton), 1103 nucleotides. RefSeq lists its product as uncharacterized. Gene Ontology annotation, biological process: protein phosphorylation. Lineage: Eukaryota; Viridiplantae; Streptophyta; Magnoliopsida; Malvales; Malvaceae. Bases 288 to 713 code for a protein of 141 amino acids. The transcript is spliced from 6 exons. Gene Ontology annotation, molecular function: protein serine/threonine kinase activator activity; protein kinase activity; ATP binding. The record is from RefSeq and is a predicted model, not a curated record.
UUGAUUUUCUUCCCCAUUUCCCCGUUUCCCCUCUUCCAGAAAUCCCUAGCACCGACUGCCCUCCUCCAUUUUUUUCUCAACCUCUACCUCCGGCACCGAUCCACCUCCAGUCCGGUAGCAAUCCACCUCCGGUCCUCCAUGGCUCCACCCAUUUCCCGUUUCCCUUUUUCCACAAAUCCCUAACCCCUUGCCCGACUGCCCUCAUCUCUUUUUUUUUCUCACCUUUCACCUCCGGCACCAAUCCACCUCCAGUCCUCCACGGCUCCACCCAUUUCCAGAAUCAGAGGAUGGCUCCAGAAGUUAUGCAGCAACUGCAUGGUUAUGACUUUAAAGCAGACAUCUGGUCUUUGGGAAUAACAGCUCUUGAACUUGUUCAUGGCCAUGCCCCAUUUUCCAAGCAUCCACCGAUGAAAGUUUUGUUGAUGACCUUGCAAAAUGCUCCUCCUGGUCUUGACUACGAAAGGGACAAGAGGUUCUCAAAGUCUUUCAAGGAGAUGGUAGCCACUUGCUUAGUGAAGGACCCAAAGAAACGUCCAGCAUCCGAGAAGCUUUUGAAGCACCAUUUUUUUAAACAUGCACGCUCCUAUGAUUCUCUUGUUCAUACCAUUCUGGAUGGCCUUGCUCCAUUAGGUGAAAGGCUGCUAAAGACAAAAGAAGCUGAUCUUCUUGUACAGAAUAAAGCUCUCUACAAGGACAAUGAGCAAUUAUCAUAGGUAAAUACUGGAGUUCUUAUAUUUGUCAAAAGUAACGGAUAACACUAGGUUAUUUCCUGUCGUACUAGUAUUUUAGGUUUUUGUAUUCUAGUGCUUUGUUACACCAACUUUUAAUAUUUUCUUUAAGUAUCAGUGUCCAAAACACAUCUUGAUACAAGUAUGGGGAUAUGACCUCUAAAUACAUGAAAACAACUUGGAAAAUUUGAACAUACCUGUAUUUGGAUCUCACACUUGAGUCAUAGAAACAUAAUUCGAGGCUACCAGCUCCACAUUCAUCUCAAGUUUUAAGACUAAGCGAAACUAUUGCAGCUGCUUUUAGUUUGAUGGAUAAUGCCCAUGUAUAUCUGUAUGUCAAAAAAUAUGAUAAUAUUAUAUAACUUUGGAUAUGAA